Messenger RNA from Lates calcarifer (barramundi perch), 1195 nucleotides. It is a transcript of the gene her5, whose product is annotated as hairy-related 5. Gene Ontology annotation, cellular component: nucleus. Gene Ontology annotation, biological process: regulation of transcription by RNA polymerase II; regulation of neurogenesis; anterior/posterior pattern specification. The transcript is spliced from 3 exons. Gene Ontology annotation, molecular function: RNA polymerase II cis-regulatory region sequence-specific DNA binding; DNA-binding transcription factor activity, RNA polymerase II-specific; protein dimerization activity. Bases 3 to 743 code for a protein of 246 amino acids. The record is from RefSeq and is a predicted model, not a curated record. Lineage: Eukaryota; Metazoa; Chordata; Actinopteri; Centropomidae.
GAAUGAGGGGUGUGUCCGUCAGUGGGCGUGACUGUGUGCAGGAACAAUCAACAAAUUCCAACCAGGACACAAACACGUGCCAUUUUCACUUUGGACUCACAGCAGCGACACAGAGACAGGACUUCUUUUUUUUUUUAACCAUGAAGGCUUUAUCUUCACCAGAGUCUCCCAGACAGAGGACCAUGAGAAGGGUGUCUAAACCUCUGAUGGAGAAACGCAGACGGGAAAGAAUCAACCACAGUCUGGAGACGUUACGACUCUUGAUGCUGGAGAGCACCCACAAUGAGAAACUGAAGAAUCCAAAGGUGGAGAAAGCGGAGAUUCUGGAGAGUGUGGUCCACUUCCUGAAGACAGAGAAGGAAGUGGACAGGGUCCUGUCCGGGGAGCAGACCUGCGCCCGCCAGCACAACUACAACGACGGCAUGAGGUCCUGUCUGCUAAGGGUUAGCCGCUUCAUAGCCACCAAGAGCCAGGAGUCAGAGGGGACCGGGGGGGACACAGUUCAGGCGUCUCUCGCGCUUCCCGGACCCCACACGCACCCCUCAUCACCCGGGCACAUCCACAAGGCACUGAUACCCGCUCCUGCCGGCGACUCUGCCACCCUGGUCCCUCAGCAUGUGUCCCAUCACCAUCACCGCCAGCACGGGAUCUCUCAUCCGUACCUCACCCAGACAACCGGACUCCACUGUGAGACCAGAAAGAUGCACAUCACUGACCCGGUGUGGAGGCCCUGGCCUCAGUAACAGACAAUUACACACAUAUUUUAUUUUAGAUAUGAAGCCUACUGUGGAUACAAACAGAGUGUAAAUAUGUAUUUUAUUGUACAGCCCGAAUUCUCUUGUACAGUAAAGACAUUUUCUAUGACUCACAGAUGAUAUUCUCCACUCUGAUGGUGGCGUUUUUGCUUUGUCCUGCGCAUCACGUGCUAUAUUUUUCUUUUUGUUUAAAUUUCAGGUGUAAAUAUGAGAUAUUUUUAGGCGGGAGUGUCCGCAGGUUGCUGUUAUUUUUACACCAAUACUCGGGAUAUCUGUUUGGUGCUGAAACACAUGCGUAAAACUGUUGGAACGCGUGCGUAAAAACGCUUAUCUGCUUUGCCUUUUACUGCUUCAUCAGGGGUGUUGUUCUAUUUUUGCUUUUCUCUGAGAUGUAUAUAUUCUUGCUGGAUUCUCUGCCCCCAUUUGCAAUAAAAGUACAU